GCUAUCGUUAUCGACAAUCUUGUUUUAUAAGUAGUUUAUUAUUUUCUGGAUUAAUUUUGAAUACUAAACUAAUUCCGAAUGCUGAGAAACUUACUGCGCAGCUUCGAGACGGCGCUCAAGCUGCAUGCAACCAUAAACACAAACUGCAGCCGUCGCCUGCUCUUCUCGCAGUACGAAAACCCCGGAAGUCCACGGAAAUCCCUGCUGACCAGCGCCACAUUUGGUGGCAACGAGGCGGACAACGACUAUGUGCCCUAUCGCCAGGAUCAGGAGACGGGCACCAAGGCGCGGGUGCUGCUCGAAACGUUGCGGGAGCGGUUUCGCUUCACGGACGAGGAGCUGCAGAGGAUCAUCAGCGAUGAGCUGGUGCAUCGCACUUACCGAGGAAGAUCUCUCGCCCUGACCCUGGACACACUGCAGCUGGAGGGCGUGAGCCGGCGCAGCUUCGUGGAGUAUCCCUGGCUGCUGUCCCUGGAUAACAAGCGCCUGGAACUGAAACUCCAGCUUAUCAAGUCCAUGGACAUGAAGGACAUCAAUCACUUUGUGCCCUUCCUGCGCCUCACUGUGCCACGCCUCCGCAAGCUGGUCAGCGCCCUCAAUUCGGAGCGCGGCUCGAUGCCGCAGCUGAAUCGCGUCUACUACAUCAGCGAAAAGCUGCAGGUCAGCCCCGAUCUCGUGACCAAGUACCUGUGCAAGCGGCUCUUCAUCCUGGAGAUGCCCUACGAGAUGUUCGAGAAGAACCUGCAGCACAUGAUCGACUACAAUGUGUCGCCCAUUAACGUUCUCAAGGAUCUGUGGGCCUUUCGCUAUACACCAAAGUCGGUUCAACUGCGUUUGGAGCGCGCCAAGCGAGCCAAAAAGGAUAAGAUUAUGCCCUGGAUGGUGCGCUGUCCGGAGCCCAUACUGCAGCGCUCCCUGAAGCUUUCUUUGGACGAACUAAAGGUCUUGGGGGAGUUCUCCUCGGUGGUGGAGUACCUGGCCCAUCGUUUGGGAUUUAGUGCUGGUGAGGCCAAAGUAAUAAUGGACAAACAUCCGCAGGUGCACACGGUGCGGGUGACCAAGAUAAAGGAGGUGCUGGACUACCUACUCGAUGAUGCCCAAUUUAGCAGAUUUGAGAUCGCCCAAGUGCCUCGAAUCCUGUGCCAUAGCUUGAAGACUACAAAGGAGCGCAUGGAAGAGCUGAAAUCCCAUGGCUGCAGACCUUCCUCCCUCGUAAUCCUUUGUCGCAGCCGAAGGGAGUACGAGAAGUUUUUGCAGCACUGGAUAAGUCAGAAAAGAGAUCCCCAAACUGUCUCAGAACAAUAACAAUAGAGGUUGUAAUUUUUGUUAACACAAAAUCUUUAUAUUCUUGAUUAAUUUCCGACUCUUUGGUCACAUUUAUUGCAGACAGCAACGGUUUACACAUUGAAAUACUUUCUUAGGACAUAGAUAAUUAAUUAAAACAUUUGUAAUUGAUUUAAA
Molecule: messenger RNA, 1461 nt
Organism: Drosophila takahashii
Lineage: Eukaryota; Metazoa; Arthropoda; Insecta; Diptera; Drosophilidae
Gene: mTTF
Product: mitochondrial transcription termination factor
Biological process (GO): regulation of DNA-templated transcription; termination of mitochondrial transcription
Cellular component (GO): mitochondrial matrix
Molecular function (GO): double-stranded DNA binding
Source: RefSeq, a predicted model, not a curated record